Aquila chrysaetos chrysaetos is the source of this 1682-nucleotide messenger RNA. It is a transcript of the gene RPS21, whose product is annotated as ribosomal protein S21. The record is from RefSeq and is a predicted model, not a curated record. Gene Ontology annotation, biological process: endonucleolytic cleavage to generate mature 3'-end of SSU-rRNA from (SSU-rRNA, 5.8S rRNA, LSU-rRNA); translation; endonucleolytic cleavage in ITS1 to separate SSU-rRNA from 5.8S rRNA and LSU-rRNA from tricistronic rRNA transcript (SSU-rRNA, 5.8S rRNA, LSU-rRNA). Bases 730 to 1125 code for a protein of 131 amino acids. Gene Ontology annotation, cellular component: cytosolic small ribosomal subunit; ribosome. Gene Ontology annotation, molecular function: structural constituent of ribosome. The transcript is spliced from 5 exons. Lineage: Eukaryota; Metazoa; Chordata; Aves; Accipitriformes; Accipitridae.
GUGGUCCACCACUUCCUAAAGUCAUUAGGGGAGGGGACAGAGGUAGAACUGAGCGAAGAAAUUUCUCACAUGGUGUCUCCAAAAUGAGUAAAGCACUUUGGUUAGUAUGAAUGAAAUUGGAAAAUGUCUUUCUCUGGGAACUUCUUUAGUUAGCGUAUAAAGAGUUUUCUGUGACAAAAUUAACUUUCCUUUCUCACCAUCUAAGGAAAAAAAACCUGCAUUUUGGUUUGCAACACUUUGCAGUCUCUAUUCAGUGGAAGUUUGUCUAGUUGCAGUGGGCAUUACGCUCCCAGAAUCUAUGGUUUCACAUCAUAAACCGGCAAGCUUUUGUUUUCUCUUUCAGAAGAACAAAUUGGGAUAAGGAGCAUUAAAUUACAGAAAGCUGAAUGUUGUCUAAAGGUUACUCUAAACGUGGGCUUGGGCACACACAGUGUUCUUGAGCUCAAAGGCUGUUUGGAGCACUGGCCAAAAACGAUGCGGUGGAGUGAACGCUGCGCCCGUGUCUCCUGCGGAGCGUGGGUUUCGGGCUGAUGCCGUCCAGAGGCAUUGUCUGCGGCUCGUACAUCAGUACCUCCGUUGUGCUCUCUGUGCAGAAACAGUCCUUCUGCAGGGAUACGGUGAUCUCUGUGUGUGUGUGUGUGUAUGUAUAGGUGUCGAUUUUUCUGUUUCUAAAGUGUAGCUUGCAGUCCUGUGUGGGAAUAUUUAUCUUUUCACCUAAAAGCUGCCACCAUGUGGCAAAGGACUAUUACUACGUUAUCUAUUAAUAAACUGAAAGCGGGAUGCAAAACAGGGCGUGGAUGGUGCUGGCUUGACGUUUUCACAGCCCAGCUCCUCUUGCUUCGACGAGGAACAAGGUUUCAAGGUAUUGGUUCUUGGCGCCUGCGCCUCAGCGGCAAGCCGAACGAGAUGCAGAACGACGCCGGGGAGUUUGUGGAUCUCUACGUCCCUCGGAAAUGCUCUGCUAGCAACCGAAUAAUUGGUGCUAAGGAUCACGCUUCUAUUCAGAUAAAUAUUUCUGAGGUUGACAAGGUAACAGGCAGAGUAAAUGGCCAGUUCAAAACGUAUGCCAUUUGUGGAGCAAUUCGUAGAAUGCUCAUUCUAGAGGAAGAGCUUUUGUGGGGAUAGUGAAGACAGAGUGAAGAUAUGACCAAAUUCACUUGCAAGAAUCAGUUUCUUCUGGUUUUUUCCUCAUUCCUUUGGUUUGUAGAAUUAUGUAUGGGGGGUUUUUUUGUUUGUUUGUUUGUUUUUUUAAAUCAGUGAAGGAUGCAAGUGGAUUUUUUUUCUUCCAAGAAUGUACCAAGCUACUAAUGUCUGGCUUUUAUCUGUUGUUUACAAUUAUUAGAGAUGAUACUACCAUAACUUAAACAUGGUGUGAAGCUUCUUAGAGUUCAUCAAAAGUCUGCUUACCCAGAAGUAUAUCUUAUUAAAGCAAGUGUAUAUUUUAUCAAGUUAAAACUAUUUCUUACCCUAAAGGAUGACAAAUAAUUAACAGCUUGUUUUGAAAAUGCUAAUCUGUGCAUAUAAAAUGUAGUGAUCUGUGGAAAGCAUUCUGCAUUUAACUACCAGCAUUAAAUGCUGCAGCUGCCUCUCUUUUUAAUGUGUAUCAGCAAUUAUUUGGUCACUUCAUAAUCAUCUUUUAUUUUUUUUAAAGGGUGAAUCGGAUGACUCCAUUCUGCGUCUGG